Molecule: messenger RNA, 3178 nt
Organism: Leptonychotes weddellii (Weddell seal)
Lineage: Eukaryota; Metazoa; Chordata; Mammalia; Carnivora; Phocidae
Source: RefSeq, a predicted model, not a curated record
GCUGCUGAGCGGCGGCAUGGAGGAGGCCCUGGCGUGGGAGACCGACGGCCUGCUUCCCCUGGAGAGGCAGCUCCAUGAGGCCGCCCGACGGAACAACAUCGGGAGGAUGAAGGAACUGAUCGAGAGGAGAGUCAACGUCAGGGCCAGAAACCACGUGGGCAGGGUGGCCCUGCACUGGGCUGCAGGCGCCGGGCACGAGCCAGCUGUCCGGCUGCUGCUGGAGCACGAGGUUGCUGUGGACGAUGAGGAUGCGUUUGGGAUGAACGCGCUUCUCCUGUCUGCCUGGUUCGGCCACUUACGGAUCCUCCAGAUUCUGGUCAACUCUGGGGCCAAGAUCCACUGUGAGAACAAGGACGGCCUGACCUUACUACACUGUGCAGCCCAAAAAGGCCACGUGCCGGUGCUGGCGUUCAUAAUGGAGGACCUGGAGGAUGUGCCCCUGGACCAUGCUGACAAGCUGGGAAGGACGGCGUUCCAUCGGGCUGCUGAACACGGGCAGCUGGAUGCUCUUGACUUCCUUGUGGGCUCUGGCUGUGACCACAGUGUGAAAGACAAGGAGGGGAACACGGCCCUUCACCUGGCUGCCGGCCAGGGCCACCUGGCUGUGCUGCGGCGGCUCGUGGACAUCAGGCUGGACCUGGAGGAGCAGAACGCGGAAGGUCUGACUGCCCUGCACGUGGCGGCUGAAGGUGUCCACCCUGACUGUGUACAGCUGCUCCUUGAGGCCGGGAGCUGUGUGAACGCCCUCACCCAGAAAAAACAGAGCUGCCUCCACUACGCAGUCCUCUGUGGCUCUGAGGACGUGGCCCGGGCCCUCAUCCAUGCAGGAGGCCACACCAAUGUGGCUGAUCAUCAGGGCGCCUCUCCUCUGCACCUGGCUGUGAAGCACCACUUCCCUGCCUUGGUCCAGCUUCUCAUCAACGCCGGCAGUGACCUGGAUGCCACCGACAAUAGGCAGCAGACACCCCUCCACCUUGCUGCUGAGCACGCCAGGCAGGACAUAGCGGAGAUGCUCCUCAUCGCGGGGGUUAACUUAAACCUGAGAGAUAAGCAAGGGAAAACUGCCCUGGCGGUGGCCGCUCGCAGCAACCACAUCAGCCUGGUGGACAUGAUCAUAAAGGCUGAUCGCCUCUACACGUGGGAGAAGGACCACCUCUGGCGCAGGGACCCCAGGGAUUGCUGUGGGAAGAACUUGACCUUUAGGCAGGACCAUCGGCAGGAAGGGCGGCAAUUCUCCUGUGUGCUGUGGCGACUGGCCUCCAGGGACCUGCGGCCUCAUGAGUGGAAGAAGCUCGCAUAUUGUUGGGAGUUCACUGAGGCCCACGUCCACGCCAUCGAGCAGCAGUGGACAGGCACCAAGAGCUACCAGGAGCACGGCCACCGGAUGCUGCUCAUCUGGCUGCAUGGUGUGGCCACAGCCGGUGAGAACCCCAGCAAAGCACUGUUUGAGAGCCUCGUGGCCAUUGACAGGAGGGACCUAGCUGCUUGGAAUAAGGCUGGAACAGCCUGCAGACUUCUUUUCCACAAACAGUAAGACAUAUGGGCUAGAACUGGCUUAAUAGGAGUUGAACCAGUUCGAUCUGGCAAAUAAAUCACAUUUCUGAGGCCAUCACAACCUUUUGAGUCUGUCCAUUCCAAAAGCCUCGUUUGAGAUUCUGAGCACCCUGUGGAACUAUCAGGCAAGCGAGAUAAAACGUUCAGUACGAUUCCCUCAUUAAAAACAAAAUCAGCUCAUGCUGAAAGAGGCUUAAAUACUGUGACGUCCACUGGCGUGGUGCAUUAUGCGGCACAGGACAGGGUCUCAGGCGGUCAGCAGUAGUAACGAAGGCUCUGUGGCACUAACCGUGAAAACGUGGCUAGCAUGUCCUAGAGAGGAGAAAGGCGAGCCCCUGUGUGGUGGGGAACUCACAGCUGCUGCAGGGAAGGUGGGAAAACACUCAUUUCACAGGGGAGGAAUCAGGGACUUUUUUCUUUUUCCAAAAUGGUCUUAAAUAUCAUUCUAUCUUCUUCUAGCACAAACACUGGCAGGCAAUUAAAACAAAAAACCAGCCCGGUGAGGCAGAGCCGCGGCAACACGAAGCAAUAGGAUUCUUCUCUCUUGCAGAAAGCGUCAGGAAGAAAGCAAAUGCUGACCCGAGGGCCCCCAGCAGGUGCACGGCCAUGUAACCAGAGGGGCCAGACCUUCAGGGGCAUGGGGCCUCAGAGUGGGGGCCACUGAACAGAAGACGACCACCACUUAAGGGCUUUUUAAAAAAAAAAAAUCGCCGUAACAGACCUCCCGCUGCUUGCGGUCUCUUCCCCAAGGGCCGGUCCAGGGGCCGGUCCGGGUUUUGCAGGUAAUCCCUUCCCACAGGUGGGGUCCUUUACAGCUCUCGGAGCCUCACAGCAGUCCCCUGAGAUGCAAGGGGCAUCUCUUCAAAGAGGACGCUGAGGCCCGGGAAGGAUAAAGCAGCCAAUCAGCUGUUGCGGUCAGGUGCCAAACCCCGCAUUCCUGUCUCUCCAGCCGGCACUGACAAAACCGCCCGCCCGUCACCCACUCACUGGCUUUUAAUGAACGCUGCGCUCACUCCACAGCUCUUUCUGUCCCCAAGCUUAUUUGUAUGCCGUGACAGUUCCAGGAGGCACACACUCUUUUUUUCUCUCUUGUUUUAGGAUAUUUUUUUUUUCAAUUUUAAAAAUUUUAUUUUGAAAUCCUUUCAGACUUAAACAUUGCGGAACCAGUACAAAGAAUUUCUGAAUACGCUUCACCAUACAGCUUCCCCAAAUACUAACAUCUUACACAAUCACAGCCUAAUUUUCAAAACCAGGAAGUUAACACUGAUACCGUACUCUUAACUGCUCUUCAGACCUGAUUCCGAUUUUGUCAGUUGAGCCGUUCAUCCGAGUCCUUUUUCUGGACCAGGAUCCAGUCCAGGACCACACACCUUACAUUUAGUUGUCAUUCUUCGUUUUACUAGCCCCAUACAGAGGGUCACCUCUCCAGAACAGCACCAUCUGACAGAACUUUCUGUGGUGACGGGAAUGUUCCAGAUCUGUGCUAUCCAAUACAUUUACCCCUAGCCACCUGUGGCUGCUGGGUACUUGAAGUGUGGCUAGUGGGACCGAGGAACCAAAUGUGUAGUUUAAUUUGAAUGAUUAGAAAUUUAAAUAAGUUGGGGCGCCUGGGUGGCUCAGUCAU